AUGUUCAAAAUUUUUGUUCUUUGCUUCGUUGUUGUGGCUGUUAGUGCACAAGAACGGGGGUAAGUAUACUGUAAUUUCAAAACUUGUUUUCAACGUUGUAGUAAUACGCGUAUAGUGUAUUGCAGCUCAUAGUUUGCUAGAUUUAAAAAUUUUUAGUAUCAAAAAAUCAAAGCGCGUGGCAUAUGCUGGCAAGCUGACUUGUGAUGGAGGUGGCCUUCAUACCAUAGAUCCUGUGGUACGUUUGAAACAUAUUGUAGUAGACAAUCUUAUAACUAGUAGAAAUCAAGAUAUUAGGAUUACUAAUCUCAAUUUGUGGUACUAAAGGUAGUACAAAUCAAAAAUAAGCAGUGCUUAGAAACAGUACAAAGCAAAGAUUGAUUAGUACUAGUACUAAAUCAAUAUUAUUCAGGAAGUUCGUCUGUACGAAAAGCAUUUUGGAAAACAUGCCGUUGUUAAUAAGGAUCGACUCUUGAGUUCAGUCAAAGCCAGCCCAGACGGACAGUAUCAAAUCGGUGGCAUAGGCAAAUAUAUCGUGGAUCUUCAUACUUAUCUUGAAGUGUAAGUUGUAAUAACCCAACACUCUAGCCCAAAGCCCUAAUCCAAAAACCUAGUCCAGAGCUUUAGUCCAAAACUCUAGUCCAGAGCCCAGAGUCCAGAGCCCAGAGCCUAGAGUCCAGAGCUCAGAGCCCAGAGCCCAGAGCCCAGAGCCCAGACCUCAGAGCCCUAGCCCAAGUCCAUGUCCUAGCCCAGAGACCCAGCUUUAGAUUUAGCUCAAUGCCCUAGUACUAGCCUUGGCUUUAGGCCUUGCCCUAGGUGUAUCUCUACUCCUAGAUGUAGGUGUUGUUUCAGCUCUAGCGCUAGCCACAGCUGUAGGUCUUGUCCUAACCGUUUCCUUACUAUAGCCUUAUCAUUUUCUUUGCUUUAGUCUUACUUUUUCUUACCCUGGCUUAUUUAACCCAUACCUUUGUCCUACUGAAACCUUACUCAACGCUAUUCUAAUAUAAUCUUUUUUAGAUACCACACCUGUGGUGGCGCUUGCCGUAAGAUUGAAUUGACUUCCGAGAAGAACGUUUCCUCCGUCGAACUUCUGAAUAAAGGAAGUGAUUGUAAACAAGCAUAA
Bursaphelenchus okinawaensis is the source of this 1120-nucleotide messenger RNA. NCBI's taxonomy places the organism in Eukaryota, Metazoa, Nematoda, Chromadorea, Rhabditida, Aphelenchoididae. The record is from the annotation of a GenBank genome assembly.